Molecule: messenger RNA, 837 nt
Organism: Penicillium canariense
Lineage: Eukaryota; Fungi; Ascomycota; Eurotiomycetes; Eurotiales; Aspergillaceae
Product: tyrosine-protein phosphatase
Exons: 2
Coding region: 1-837 (278 amino acids)
Biological process (GO): dephosphorylation
Molecular function (GO): phosphoprotein phosphatase activity
Source: RefSeq, a predicted model, not a curated record
AUGAUAAACUACGAUGACCUCCGCGAUGUGCUAAACACCGAUCUUCGCACGCCAAUUCCUGCAUCGACUAUCUCCAAGCUCAUUUCUUUGCCUCCAUUCAUCACUAUUCCUGGAGUAUCCAACUUCCCCGCCUUGAGCUAUGACAACAACAUUCGCCCAGGCUACGUCUACCGGUCUGGGAACUUGUCGGGUAUUACGCAAGAGGGGAAGGGGAUCAUUGCGGCCGAUCUGGGCAUUACUACGGUAUUCGACCUCCGAAAUGAGGGUGAGAGGGUGAAGGCUCCGAGCCCACAGAUUGAAGGAGUGGACACAAUAUGGAUGCCGUACAGCACUAGUCCUGCAUCGUUGAGCCUGCUUGACUUUGCUGGAGAGGAUCAAGGUGUGAACGGGUUUGUCAAGAUGUACACAGGGAUUCUGGAGGCAUCUGCCUCGGCCUUCGCUCAAGUGUUUAGCCAUAUCAAGGAUCAGCCGAACGAUCCAUUUAUCUUCCAUUGUUCCGCUGGCAAGGACCGGACUGGGGUCUUAGCGGCACUCAUUUUCCUUCUGAUGGGCCGGUCCCGCGACGACAUUAUCAAUGACUAUAUCCUCACACGAGUCGGGUUGGAAAAUAUGCGAGAGAAUUUGACCCAGGCCCUCGCGCUUGAUGCUGGCACCGACAAUCUCAGCCCUGAAGCGAUCGGCAUGUUGGAGCUGAGCGGCGUCCGGGCGCACGCCAUGGCGGCCUUUUUAAAGACCUUUGAAGACACAUACGACGGUGGCGUCAAGGGAUAUCUGACCACAAAGCUUGGCUUUUCCCAUGAAGAAGUCAAGCUCAUGCACAAUAAUUUGCUGGCUUGA